CGCGAGAGAGAGAGAGAGAGAGAGAGGGACGCACAGCACAGACUGGAGAGAGAAGAGAGAGGAGCUGCAGCUCGGCUGAUGGACUAGACCUCACUUCAUUUAACAGUUGUUUUCGUCUAAAACUGCACGCGCAGCCCGAGGGUGGGCGAGUGGGAGACUGUCUCGCGCUCCCUAAACGUUUUUUUUUUUUAAUUUGAUCUACCGGCUGGUGUUGGGAGUUUUAUAUCUGCAGGAAGAAACGGCGACGAGGACAGAGGAGUGCGAGAAGACGGAGAGAGAGAGAGAGAGAGAGAGAGAGAGAGAGAGAGAGAAGGAACAGAGCGUGUGACAGCUGCUUGAGGAAAUUCCUGACCGGUUUCACUCUGGCAUGACGGGAAUUUUUGCUAUAAGUCACUCUCGGAACUGAUGGAGAAGGACCACUAAUCACAUUGCCGUGUUGCUACGCGGCUUGAUUUCCGUUAGAAAGUGACCACCGCUGUCCUUGAUCUGCGUCACCUUGUGCCAUCUUGCUUGUCCCUGGCCUCCUAGCUAAGUGGCCGCGCAUGAUCUCCAGAGAUUCUGAACAUUCCUCAAACAUGGUCCAGUGCUGAACUCUGUCUCUUGACUUCGCCAUGACCAGCCUGAAGCGUUCGCAGACCGAGCGCUCUGUGGGGGGCUCUGUGCCCGCCACAGAUGAGUUUUACACCCGCCGCCUGCGCUUGCCCAAUGGAGGGGCACCUCCUCCACGCAGCGAGAGCACCCACCUGUCCGGAGGCACGCCUGGAGUGCCCAAGAUGGGAGUUCGGGCACGGGUCGCUGACUGGCCUCCAAGGAAAGAUGGUGGUGGUGGUGGAGGUGGUGGUGGUGGCGGUGGCAGCAGUAGUGGAAGUGCUGGAAGUGGCAGUAGUGGUAGCAGUGGGAGUGGCAGUGGAGGAGGUGGAGGGGGAAGCGGUGGAGGAGGAAGCGGUGGUGUAUGGCACAUUACAGUGGAGACUGACUCGCCAUCGACUACUUCCGGAAGCACUCAGAGCAACCUUUCCGCAAAGCUUGGUCACUUGAUCAGUCCACAGGAUUCGUCUAUGUUGCGCAAUAUACAGAAUACACUAAAGAAUAAGAUCCAGAGCAAAGGAAAAGACAACCGCUUCUUAUCUCCAGAUGGUUACUUGGGCUCACCUCGCAAGGGAAUGCGUCGUAUUCGCCAGCGCAGCAACAGUGAUAUUACCAUUAGUGAGUUAGAUGGAGAUGGCAAUGAGGGUUGGUCAUUUUCUGGCUGGACACCAAUGCACCGCGAGUAUGGCAGUACAUCCUCUAUAGACAAGCAUGGCGUCUCUGGAGAGAGCUUCUUUGACAUGCUUAAAGCCUACCAGACUGAUGACCCUGAUCAGCGUAGCCCUGCUCCCGAGAAAUUAAGCGAGCUGCUAACUGUGGCUCACAAACAGACCGCCCUCGACCUUCCAGAUGGGCCCUUGGGACCCCCACGAGGUAGUCCUGCAAGCCGUCUCAAGGAAAGAGAAAAGCACCUGAAGCGGCGAUCCAAGUCUGAAACAGGAGGCGAGUCCAUAUUUCGCAAGUUACGAAGCGUGAAGGCAGAAGGUGACUCCUCUCGUGCAGGUUCGGACGCAGAAGAUGGGAAGUCUGAGGAUGCAGGUCCUCCUCCGAAGCCCUGGGUUUGUCAGAAAGGUUUUGCACAUUAUGAUGUCCAGAGCAUUCUAUUCGACCUGAAUGAAGCAGUGCAAAAUCGACAGAGUGCCUCCAAAAGGAAGAACACCACUACAGGAGCCUCUGCUGCUGCCGCCGCUUCGGCCUCCACCUCCUCCUCUUUAUCAUCCAACCAGAGUGGGGCCUAUGGCUCCCCCUGUGGCAGCCAAGAAGAGCUCAAUGCCAAGGACGGACCAGCGUUGGACCCUGGAGACGAUAAAACCAACGAUCUGGUCCUCAGCUGCCCCUGCUUUCGUAAUGAGAUAGGUGGUGAAGGUGAGAGGAACAUCAGCCCUUCGAAACUGGGCAGCAUCGGCAGUGGUUCGGCCAAUUCUUCCAGGGAUGAGGACGGGAACCGUGAGACCGCGCCCAACACCCAUUUCAGUAACGCAGGGGUAGCUGUGCUGGAAGCACCCAAAGAUGGCAAGAGCAUACACCAUGAGAGGGGAAAGAACAACAUUCUGGAACAUGUGGACCUGGGUGCCUAUUACUACCGAAAGUACUUCUACUUAAGAGAGCACUGGAACUAUCUGGGAGUGGACGAGACGCUCGGGCCGGUCGCUGUGAGUCUUCGGCGAGAGAAGCUGGACGAUCAUAAAGAGCACGGGCCGCAGUACAAUUACAGGGUCAUCUUUAGGACCAGCGAGCUGAUGACUCUGCGAGGCUCCAUUCUGGAGGAUGCUGUUCCGUCCACGUCCAAGCACGGUUUGGCUCGAGGCCUGCCCCUAAAGGAGGUUCUGGAGUACCUGGUCCCUGAACUGAACACUCACUGCCUCCGCCUCGCCCUCAACACGCCCAAAGUCACGGAGCAGCUGAUGAAACUGGAUGAGCAAGGGCUGAGCUUCCAGCUGAAGGUGGGGGUGAUGUACUGCCUGGCUGGCCAGAGCAGCGAGGAGGAGAUGUACAACAAUGAGUCGGCCGGUCCUGCUCUGGAGGAGUUCCUGCAGCUGCUCGGAGAACGAGUGCGCCUCAAAGGAUUCAGCAAAUACCGCGCUCAGCUCGACACCAAGACCGACUCAACCGGGACUCACUCCUUAUACACCACUUAUAAAGACUACGAGAUAAUGUUCCACGUGUCCACCAUGCUGCCUUACACGCCCAACAACAAGCAGCAGCUGCUCAGGAAACGGCACAUCGGGAACGACAUCGUCACCAUCGUGUUCCAGGAGCCCGGAGCCAAGGCCUUCAGCCCCAAGAACAUCCGCUCUCACUUCCAGCACGUGUUCGUGGUGGUGCAGGUGCACAACCCGUGCUCGGAGAACACCUGCUACAGUGUUGCUGUGGCCCGUUCCAGAGAUGUCCCCGCUUUCGGACCGCCCAUCCCAGAGGAUAUGAAGUUCCCCAAAUCCUCAGUCUUCCGGGACUUCCUGUUGACCAAGCUGAUCAACGCGGAGAACGCCGCGCACAAGUCGGACAAGUUCCGCGCCAUGGCCACACGCACACGCCAUGAGUACCUGAGGGACCUGGCCGAGCGCCACGUCACCAGCACUCCCAUCGACCCCUCAGGAAAGUUUCCCUUCAUCUCUCUGGCGCACAAGCGCAAGGAGAAAAGCCGGCCAUACACUGGGGCGGAGCUACGCAGCCCGGGGUCCAUCACCUGGGCCGUGUAUGCAGAGGACCACGGCGCUGGAGGAGAACUCGAAGCCCUGCUCGCCAUCUCUAACGACUUCCUCAUCUUGGUGGAUCCAGAACCCAAGGCGGUGGUGUUCAACUGCGCCGUACGCGACGUCAUCAGCUGGCAGCUGGGAAGCCCCGCCUCCAUGAAGAUCUUCUACGAGCGAGGAGAGUGUGUCUCGCUGCGCUCGGUCAACAACAACACGGAGGACUUCCGGGAGGUCAUUAAACGCCUGGAGUAUCUGACUAAAGGCUGCGAGACGUCGGAGAUGACCCUGCGCAGAAACGGACUCGGUCAGCUAGGCUUCCACGUUAACUACGAGGGCAUCGUGGCGGAGGUGGAGCCGUACGGUUACGCCUGGCAGGCCGGACUGCGGCAGGGCAGCCGCUUGGUGGAGAUCUGCAAGGUCGCCGUGGCAACGCUGUCUCACGAGCAGAUGAUCGAUCUACUGCGCACCUCGGUCACCGUGAAGGUGGUCAUCAUCCCGCCGCACGAGGACGGCACGCCCCGCAGGGGCUGUUCGGAGCUGUACCGCAUGCCAGUGGCCGAGUAUAAGGGAAGCAAUGAGAGCGGUUCGUUCGAGUACAAGUUCCCAUUCCGCACCAACAACAACAAGUGGCAGCGCACAUCCUCCAGCCCACAGCAGUCCCUCUCCGCCUCGCCUCAGAGCCACACUGGGACCCCCAACCGCGCCGUCAGCCUGGGGGCCAGCAUGGGCAAGACGCUGUCCGCCGAGAGACCGGAGAGAACCUCCGCCAUUCCACGCAGUGUCUCCAGCGACGGCCGGCCUCUCGACUCCAAGAGGAUGUCUCCUGGCUCAGAGAACUACGCCCUGGCUUCCUCCAUGGCGAUGAGUCGACCCACUCACACCCGCAGCUCCCCCAGCAACCUCUCCUGCUCCAGCGACACCGCCUCGGGCAGCUCGGCCCACUGGAGGCAGAAGUCCAUGCCCGAGGGAUUUGCCCCCAACCGACACUCGCCUCUUCCUCCAGAGCGACAGAUGAUGGGAGACGGCAGCGGGAAGUCCACCCCCAGCUGGCCUCGAGUGGACGACUCUGAGAGAGCAGCAGCAGACGCCCCGGCCAGUAAAUCCGGACCGUCGUACUCGGGUGGCCCACGCAUCCAGAGGCAGGAGCAGGUCAUCCAUCUGUCGCCUAAGAAGAGCAGCCAGUCUGAAGGCCCGUACUCCCACUCGAGCAGUAACACACUCUCCAGCACAGCCUCCAGUGGAGGUCACAGCGAUGACAAGUGGUACGAUCUGGGAGGCGGAGGUCCGGGAGAAGUCGCAGACUCCGAGCCCAACGGUCUGGGCGGAGGCGGAUACCUGCAGGGAUCCUCGGCCGACAGUGGCAUCGACGCCACCUCCUACGUUCCCCAUCACGGCAGCGCUAGCUCCCUGCUGGCCGUGGGCACCUCGGCUCCCCGGGAGAGGGUCGCCUCUCCGUGGCAUGGACCGUCCGACGGAGGCCGACGCGUGCUGGAGAGGUCACCUCCGGCCGCGGAGUCGCCUGUCGCUCCCGCAGAGGUUCCGUCCACGCGCAGUCCUCCUACACAUCUGCUAAUGCGCGACAGCAGCACGUACAGCCUCAGCGACAUGGCCUCCCACUCCAGCUCGCGUCACUCUGCCAGCCCUGCAGUGCUCAGCUCCAGUCACAACUCUCCUCGAGACGAGUCUCCCUCCGCCACCUCGCCCUCCUCUUCCUCCCAGAGCUCGGUCUCUCCAGGACCCAAGAGCUUCUACCCUCGCCAGGGAGCCACCAGCAAGUACCUGAUUGGUUGGAGGAAGCCGGGGAGCACCAUUAACUCUGUGGACUUCGGAGACACUCGAAAGAGGCCUCAGGGUGAGGGAGCGGAAAGCGGACCGCCUCAGACCCGACCCUCUCUCAGAGACUUGCACUCUCCUCAGCCGCUGGGCAAAUCCACCGUAGAGGAGGAUCUGAAGAAACUCAUCACCCUGGAUAGUCCUCCUGCUAUCCAUCAUGACGACAAGUCUCUGCAGCCGUCGUGCUCGGGUGCGAGCAGUACGGGCCGGCGCUCGCUGCAGCGCACCCUCUCUGAUGAGAGUAUUUAUCGAGGCCAGCGCUUGCCUUCACUAGGGGAUGCGGUGUUGGAGCAGGCGCUCACCAGCGACGUGCUGUUCAGCUGCUCCACCCUGCCGCGAUCGCCCACCACCCGCGGCGCCCCCCUGCGCAGACCCUCCUACAAACUGGGCAUCAAGAUGCAUGGUGACCUCUCCGCGUCUGACACCUCUCUAGCAGACCUGCACGAGCGCCAGAGGCUGCCAUCUCCCGAGCUGGGCCUCAUGCCCCUGCCGGACACGGACACGGACAGCGGCCUGGACUGGAGCCACCUGGUGGAUGCCGCCAACGCUUUCGAGGGUGAGGGGAGACCCCCACGCAUCCAGAGAAGUUUCAUGUUCAGUUCUCAGGACCUCAGUCACCGCAGUGAGAGUGCAGUGAGCUCACAACAGCUGGAGCUGCAGCCUGUUCCCCACUCCCGACUCUCUCCCAGUGAUAUUCCUGUGGGUUUUGCUGGAAAAGUCUCUCAGCUGGAGGCUUUGGUGAAGAUGCUGCAGGACGACUUGAAGAAGGAGCGAGAGGAGAAGCUGAAGCUCCAGGCUCAGAUCAAGCGGCUUUGGGAGGACAACCAGAGGCUCCAGGAGGAAUCUCAGAACUCUGCCGCCAAGCUGAAGAAGUUCACCGAGUGGGUCUUCAACACCAUCGACCUGAACUGAGAGCAGCUGCUCCGCCCUCCAGCUCCACCCGGGACCAACACGAGCUCCACCAGUCGGAACCACAGUGCAGGAACCACCUUCAGCCCAACCUUCUCAUCAGAUCUAACAACAGAACCAGUUCUUACCUUACUCUCAGAAGCAGUCUGCAGGGAUCAAGCGCUUUUCCAUGGAUCACAGCUACACUCCUCCUCCUCCUCCUCAGAACCUCAGAUCGAGGAAGAACGUGACGAAUUUUAUUUUUUUUUUUUUUUUUGAGCCAUGCUUGUGAGAUUUCUGCUGGGUCACUGUGCUACUCGGAGUUGGUGUGUGUUUUUCUUCUUCUCUAAUUAGCCAGGUCGGUGGUGUGAGUAUCUUCAACGCAGCAGUACAAUCAAAAAAAGGAAGGAAGCCACACGUCAUGAUAUUUUCUGAUUCUCGGCGAUCUGAAGUACGGACUCAUCUUGCCGGUUUUUUUUUCCUUCCCUCAAAUGCAAAAAGCAAUAGGCUGAUGUUCCCAAAGCGUCAGUUUCACCGGACUUGUAUUAAUAAUAAUGAUCUAAUCUCACCGUGUUCCGAUUCUUCUCUCCCGCAAAGCAAUCGCAGGUCUGCGGUACGAACGCUGAACACUCUCAAAAGACCAGUUUCAUUCUUUUUUUUCUUCAUUUUGGGGAACAAGUCUAAUUUAUUCUGUUUGUAUUAUAAAUAAAUAUCCGUACAGUAGAAGGUUAAUGUUUAUUUUCCAGACAGAUGCUCAUUAUUUAGGUGUAUUAUUAUUAUUAUGAUUAUUAUUAUGAUUAUUUUGUACAUUUAAUUUCAGCCUGAUGCCGUGUGCUACGUGGUGCCCUCGCCUGCCGUCGUUGUGUUGCCUUAGUGCCCUCUAGUGGUGAAAAGUGAUUGUUUCACUUGCUACACUCUAUAUUUCAGUUUCAAACAAAACAAGGUUCAUCGUUUCCUCCUUUGUGUUUGUGUAAAUGGAAACGGAGAUUAAGCUCAGGCUCAGUGUGUGUGUGUGUGUGUGAGAGAGUGUGCGGAGGAAACAGGUCAGUACAGGAAGUAGAUUUAUGAUCAUCUCCGCACCGGGAUUCCGUGGCUGGAAAAUUGCGGGACACACCGGCGUGCCUGCUCAGGGGAAGGCCUUUAAAUCAGCUGAUAAUCCGUACAGCUGAACAACAGCUACAGCCUGUAAUCUCACUCCUCUGCCUCUCAGAGCUGCUGGGCUUUCUCUUAUCAAACUCACAUACACACUGCCCCAUACACACACACACACACAGAAUCAGGUGUGUUAAUGACCUAAUACUGCAUUACACACACACACACACACACACACAGAAUCAGGUGUGUUAAUGACCUAAUACUGCAUUACACACACACACACACACACACACAGAAUCAGGUGUGUUAAUGACCUAAUACUGCAUUACACACACACACACACAGAAUCAGGUGUGUUAAUGACCUAAUACUGCAUUACACACACACACACACACACACACACAAUCAGGUGUGUUAAUGACUUAAUACUGCAUUGACACACACACACACACACACACACAGAGAAUCAGGUGUGUUAAUGACUUAAUACUGCAUUGACACACACACACACACAGAAUCAGGUGUGUUAAUGACUUAAUACUGCAUUGACACACACACACACACACACACACACAAUCAGGUGUGUUAAUGACUUAAUACUGCAUUGACACACACACACACACACACACACACACACAGAGAAUCAGGUGUGUUAAUGACUUAAUACUGCAUUGACACACACACACACACAGAAUCAGGUGUGUUAAUGACCUAAUACUGCAUUACACACACACACACACACACACACACAAUCAGGUGUGUUAAUGACUUAAUACUGCAUUGACACACACACACACACACACACACAGAGAAUCAGGUGUGUUAAUGACUUAAUACUGCAUUGACACACACACACACACAGAAUCAGGUGUGUUAAUGACUUAAUACUGCAUUGACACACACACACACACACACACACACACACACAGAAUCAGGUGUGUUAAUGACUUAAUACUGCAUUGACACACACACACACACACACACAGAAUCAGGUGUGUUAAUGACUUAAUACUGCAUUGACACACACACACACACACACACAGAAUCAGGUGUGUUAAUGACUUAAUACUGCAUUGACACACACACACACACACACACAGAAUCAGAUGUGUUAAUGACCUAAUACUGCAUUGACACACGCACACACACACACACACACACAGGGCUGUUCACAGGUAACUCUAGAACAUAAAUGUAAUAUUCAGCAGUGAAUGGAGAUUAUCGAUUCUGUUCUAAGAAUCAUUUGACUCGUAUGAAUCGUUUGAAUCAUUUCUGGCUACCAGCAGCUAAAGGAACGAAUCGUGUAGAAGCCCUAAAGAACCGAAUCGCUUCAGGUUUGUUUAUUAUAGAGAAUCUCGAGACCGCGUGCCUGAGUGAGUUAACGCUAACGAGGUCGUGCUUCUCCUCCUUUUACGCUUUCAGGAAGGUCUUUAACACGAGCUCCUGUUCUGUGGAACUUAAAACGUUGACAAAAAAACAAAAACGAUUGAAUGUGAAUUUUGGAAAUUUUAAUGAUGUACACGUCACAUUAAAUAUAUUUGUUUUGUUCAAGCGUGUGGUGUAUUUAACCAACAGUUUACACCAGCUUCAUCCCGGGGUAAGAUUUGUCUUUAAAAACCAAUCAUUCGAUCCGAUCCGAUCUGAUAUGUUACGGUUCUGAGAUUAAAAAAAAUAAAUCAAAACUACAGAUUUAUGUAAAUUAAUCCAAAGGUGAAACGUAGACAUUUUAAAUCAGAUUUUAAAAUCAGGAAAACAAAUAAAUCAUGUUACGCUCUACAGACAGCUAACCUGCUAAUUGUUAGCUGCUUUAUUUAAAAAAAAAAAUUAUAAUAUCAAUACAUCCGAUCAUCCAUAAUGGAUCAUAUCUAGUCUUUAUUUAACUCUAUUAAUUUCUCGAGAGAGGUCUGAAACGCUCAAAACAUCAGCAUUUCCCUGAGAAUCCUGUAUUCUUCAAUUAGGAUCUCAUUUACAUACAUUUGCAUAGAUUUACAUAAGAGCUGUAGUUGCGUUCCUCUGCCUCUAGGUGGUGAUAGAGUUCUGGGUUUUUUUUGUUUUUUUUUUGACGUGUACAUUUUAUAGGAUUAAUUACAAAUAAAUCACCAAAAGCAGCAGAUUAGAUCUUGGUUUUUUUUUUUCCUGUUUAGAUUAUUAUAUUUAAAGCAGAAAUGUAAAUUUUUGUUUAAUCUCUAAACCGUAAACAUGUUAUUUCUAAAGGCAAGCUUUUUUAAAUAAAAAUAAAAUAAAUUAGAUUUUUUAAAUAAAUAAAUAAAAACAGACAAAAUUGACCAAAUUUGAUGAAAAUUAAACAUUAAAAAUGACAACAUUGACAAAACAGACAAAAAUAAAUAAAUUUACAUAAAUCAAAUAAAAGAAAAGAGGUAUAAUAUUAAAAUAAACCACAUUUUUAAUUUGAAUUCUUUAGUCAGCUUGUAAGCUCCGUGACUAUUGUUUACUCUUUACCUUGCUCAAUAUUCCACUUCAGAUUUCUUUGAAUGUGAAUGUUAAAUAUCUUUUCUGUUUUUUUGUUUGUUUUUUUCCAGUCAAGAUUUAAAAUUUUAUUUGCACUGUAAUUUUUUGUAUAGAUUUAUUAUAAGAAUUAUUAUUAUUAUUAUUAUUAUUAUUAUUGCUAUGUUAACAGUUGAUGGAGCCUCAUAACGUUAAACGUCUUCUCAUCAGUCAUUGCCUUUCCUCACAUGCUUCAUCAUGUGUGACUGGGAGAGGACGGUCGUCCACCGAGCCCCACCCCCCUCCCCACCCCCCUCCGGUUUCGGACGUGUCUCACUUGUACACAUUUCUUAAGAAAACCCAACAAAAGCACAAUAAAAGAAGAGGAAGCGUUCCAUAUAUAUUUGAGAAGACGUUCUGUUUACAUGCCUUCUGUUGAUUUGUAAAGUGUAGAGGUUUAAAGAUUUCCCGGUCAUCUUAACAGUAUUUAAACAUUUCUUAAAUAAAUUGCAAAAAGAAAAGAAAUAUAUUUGAGGUGCUGUAAUUUUUCAUGACGUGGAAGUUGAUAAUGAAAUAGCUUACUGCUUGCCUCCUGCUCCUUAAGGUGUACUGCCGUGCCGUUGCUUUCUGGGCCAAUAAAUUCAUUUCUAUUCGUAGGUGAAAUGUCA
This is a messenger RNA of Hemibagrus wyckioides, 10210 nucleotides long. It is a transcript of the gene sipa1l1, whose product is annotated as signal-induced proliferation-associated 1 like 1. Gene Ontology annotation, molecular function: protein binding; GTPase activator activity. Lineage: Eukaryota; Metazoa; Chordata; Actinopteri; Siluriformes; Bagridae. The record is from RefSeq and is a predicted model, not a curated record. The transcript has 22 exons. The coding region runs from base 612 to 6026 and encodes 1804 amino acids. Gene Ontology annotation, cellular component: cytoplasm. Gene Ontology annotation, biological process: regulation of small GTPase mediated signal transduction; activation of GTPase activity.